This is a messenger RNA of Lineus longissimus, 1212 nucleotides long. RefSeq lists its product as uncharacterized. The transcript is spliced from 6 exons. NCBI's taxonomy places the organism in Eukaryota, Metazoa, Nemertea, Pilidiophora, Heteronemertea, Lineidae. The record is from RefSeq and is a predicted model, not a curated record. The coding region runs from base 145 to 1161 and encodes 338 amino acids.
UUUAUCUGCUACCUAAACUGAAGCUAAACUAGCUUCACAUUGCCCUCAUAAUGGUCUUUUCGCAGUUCUAAUGAAAAGGAUCGAAUCUGCAUUCUUGCAAAAGUAUUUUACCGUAUUCUCUUCGUGUAAAUACGAGUGUAAAUCAUGAGUGAUAUGUCCGGUACCAAAGCGAUGUUGACAUUUUUCACUUGUCUACUGCUGCUGAAUAUCUCGUGGGGAAGUGUUUCGUCCAACGCUGCACAUCUAUCAAACUCUGAGAUAAAACGAGUGCGUCGAGCAACCGGUCCACCCGUGAUAUCAACUCCACCUAUUUUACAGAUAACAGGAAAUGUAUCAGUUGCAGAGUUUCAGAUCGUCACAACUGGGGAUGUCGUCACCUUCACAUUCGAUGCGUCUAAGAAUACGACAUCAAAUUUCGGCACGACCAUAUUGACCAGUGAUGGAAAUGUUACGUACACAGUAGCGACCGGUUGUGCUAAUUGCACUGGGCAGGAUAUGAUCUACUUCUGUGUUCUGGACUCCAACACGACUUCUUCACACAACACAACGUGUGCGUCUUUGACAGUAAUCCUAACCGAUUGGCAGAGUGCACAGUCUGUCCAAUUUCUGUACCUCACGACCACCACUACCACCACGACCACCACUACAACAGCCACGCCAACCAUCGCCCCAGUGGGCCUAAAACUUUGGGAAAUCGUAGCCAUCACAGCAGGAUGCGCAGUGUUCCUCACCAUCAUAGCAAUUGUCGCCAUCUGUUGCUGCGUCGGGCGGAAGAAACCAAUAGUGCCAACGGAGCCAACCCCAGAGCCGGAACAAGAAAUCCGUCGACCAAAACCUGCAGAAAAGCCCGAGAAGCGAGAGUGGGAAGACGAGGACCUAGACGAACUGGAUGAAGAUGAUGCGGCGCCAUCUGUCGCCACGGACACUUACUAUGAUAGGCAGCGCCCCCUUCACUUAAUGAUCCCUGAAGAGGCGGUGACAGUAGGAGCACUUGGGGCAGUAGCAGCUUCGCGAUCGCCAAUAGCCUUCCCGAAUCGACAGCGGCGAGUCAGUACCACCAGUCUUACCACAGACGACAGGCUGUUCAACCAACGAUUCAAACAAAUGGGAUGGGAAGACAUUAGUAUACCAAGACCAAACUACGUCUUCAAGAAACAAUGACAAUGCGUGGCGUUUGGUAACCUCUCUCGCAUGUGGAUUUUCUAUUGAUAA